This is a messenger RNA of Aspergillus welwitschiae, 787 nucleotides long. RefSeq lists its product as uncharacterized. NCBI's taxonomy places the organism in Eukaryota, Fungi, Ascomycota, Eurotiomycetes, Eurotiales, Aspergillaceae. Bases 302 to 733 code for a protein of 143 amino acids. The record is from RefSeq and is a predicted model, not a curated record. The transcript has 2 exons.
GCACGGUCGGUCAGCAGCCAGUUGCCGUGUCGAUCGGGAAUCGUAUCCCUGCGCCAGCCAAUCUUGCCCCAACGGGACGCAGACACUUUUUGCUGAGCAAGGUCCUGCAAGACCAGCUCCAUGGCCCAGCCCAGGCGGAUGAUCGUGAUCUCAUCUCGCUUCUCCCCCGCGGGGAGAUCCGAUGCAGGGGGAAAAGAAAAAGUGAGGAAGGGAUGACGCUCUCACGAAAACCAGCAGGGCCAGCAUCUUUCCCUCUUACCUCCCCCUCCCCCCCGUUGUAUCCUGGCCCUCGCUUUUUCAAAUGCGUCGAUACCCGAGGUUCGUCACCCACGAUCGGGCUAGAAUCAUUUGCCGUCCGUCUUUCCCCUCAUUUUCGACCCUUCCAUUCGGCCUGACUGGGGGGUGGUGGUGCGGUAGUGGUUUAAUUGGAAGGUGGUCGGUGUCUUGGCCUUUCAUUAGUCUGCAAAAGGAAUGGACAAGGUCUGUGGGCUGGGGGGUUAAACUUUUCAGGAAUUCCGGGGUACGGUGGCUUGGUGUCUCGUUUACCGCAGAAGGAGAGAUGAGCUCUCCUCUCUCUGUCUGUCCGUCUCUCGUAAUCUGGUUGGGCGUCUCGGGUUUCGGGGGUACUGUCGUUUUGGGGCCUCGCGUCAUGCAAUCCCCGGAUUUUGUAACGGUUUACGGGGCGAACUCCAUUCCCAUGCCAUGCGAGGUAUUAAGGGAUCUGACCUAUUAAUAUAAAUCCGGGGAGGGUACACUGCUGGAAGCUACGUUCGACCGACCCUUUUUU